Microcebus murinus (gray mouse lemur) is the source of this 1479-nucleotide messenger RNA. RefSeq names its product coiled-coil domain containing 89 (gene CCDC89). Lineage: Eukaryota; Metazoa; Chordata; Mammalia; Primates; Cheirogaleidae. The record is from RefSeq and is a predicted model, not a curated record.
UCACAGGAUUCUGAAGACCUGUCCACCAAUUACAGGGCUCCUUACUGGAAAAACCAACUACUGGAGAGCGCCAAGAGUCCCUAGCAACGCCCGGGGGCGGCUUUUGAAAGCUGAGGGGGAAGGACUGUGGUCGGCAGGGCUGUUAGUGGAGGAGAGCUCGCAUGCCUCAGGAAGAGCAGGCUCUCAGAAUGGACACCCCACCCCCGGAAGAACCCUUAGAUAAGCAAAAUGAAAAACUGAACGAGGAAGAAAACAUAGAGUUUAAGGAACUGGAUGGUCUGAGGGAAGCCCUGGCAAACCUCCGGGGACUGUCGGAGGAGGAGAAGAGCGAGAAGGCGAUGCUUCGCUCCCGCAUCCAAGAGCAGUCCCAGCUGAUCUGCAUCCUGAAGCGGAGGUCAGAUGAGGCCCUGGAGCGCUGCCAGAUCCUGGAGCUGCUCAACACAGAGCUGGAAGAGAAGAGGUUGCAGGAGGCAGAGAAGCUCAAGGCCCAGAGCGAGCAUGCCCGGAAGCUCGAGGAGCGCUUUAUGACCCUGGCAGCCAACCACGAGUUGAUGAUUCGCUUCAAGGAUGAACACAAAAGUCAGAACAUCCAGCUGAGGGAGGAGAAUGAGAAGCUGAGGCUGGAGAACAGGAGCCUCUUCAACCAGGCUCUGAAGGAUGAGGAGGCCAAAGUAUUGCAGCUCACUGCCCGGAGCGAGGCCCUCUCCAAGGAGCUAGAGACUCUGAGGCAUAGGUGUGCUCAGGAUGCCUGCCAGGCACAGGCCCGUGAGAAGGAGCUGCUGGAGCUACAGAGCCAGCAGGCCUGCACCCAUGCAGAGGAGAGAGAGCAGCUGCGCAGCCAGCUGCAGAGCCUCAAGCAGCAGCACCAGCAAGCCAAGGAGCAGAUGGUGAAGGCAGAGGAGAUGCACAACAGCCUAAGCCAGGAGCUGCAGUCCAGGCUGCAGACCGUCUCCCGGGAGAAAGAGGAGCUGCUGCAGUUGUCCAUGGAAAGGGGCAAGGUGCUUCAGAACAAACAAGCAGAGAUCCGCCAGCUUGAGGAGAAGUUGGAAUCAACAGAUAUGGCCAGGAGGCAUGCACUAGAGAGGUUUGAGCAAGAGGCAGUGGCCGUUGACAGCAACUUGAGAGUCCGGGAGCUUCAGCGCAGAGUGGAUGGGAUCCAGCAGGCCUAUGAUGAACUCAGACUGCAGUCAGAAGCCUUCAAAAAGCACAGCCUGGAUCUUUUAAGCAAGGAGCGAGAACUCAAUGCCAAACUCCGCCAUCUCUUCCCAUAAGGAAGCUUUUGCUGCUUCUGGCCUCCAAUUUAGAAUUCAAAUAUUUGUGCCUUAGCAUUAUGACAAGAGUAAAGAUGAUAUCCCAUUUAUUAUUUUAAGCACAAAAAGCAACUCAAGAAAAGCUACUUUACUAUGAUAUUGUUGUUACUAUUGUAAAACUAACAUUAAUUUUCAGUUCUACAACCUAGAAUACAGAAAAUGUACCAGA